AUGAGGCGGCCGAGCUGUGACGGUGGGACGUCUUACACAGACAAGGGAGAAAAGCCCCUGCGAGGCCGCUUCAUCCAUUUCCACUCCAUUACCUUCUGGGUCGGCAAUGCCAAGCAGGCUGCAUCCUACUACUGCAACAAGCUGGGCUUCGAGGAGCUGGCGUACCGGGGACUGGAGACCGGCAGCAGGGAGGUGGUCUCACACGUCAUCAAGCAGGACAAGAUCGUGUUUGUUCUCUCAUCUGCUCUCAACCCAGGGAAUGAGGAGAUGGGGGAGCACCUGGUGAAGCAUGGUGAUGGGGUGAAGGACGUCGCCUUCGAAGUGGAGGACUGUGACUUCAUCGUGCAGAAAGCCAAGGAGCGCGGAGCCGUGGUGGUGAAGGAGCCCUGGGUGGAGGAGGACAAAUUUGGGAAGGUGAAGUUCGCGGUGAUCCAGACGUACGGUGACACCACCCACACCUUGAUAGAAAAGCUCAACUACAAGGGCCUCUUCCUACCCGGGUACCACCCGCCCCUCUUCAAGGACCCCCUUCUGCCGAAGCUACCAAGCACUAAGCUCAAUUUUGUCGACCAUGUUGUGGGGAACCAGCCCGACCUUCAGAUGGUCCCAGUAGCAGACUGGUACCAGAAGAACCUGCUCUUCCACCGAUUCUGGUCAGUGGAUGACAAGCAGCUGCACACCGAGUUCAGCGCCCUGCGCUCCAUUGUUGUCACCAACUAUGAAGAGACCAUUAAGAUGCCCAUUAACGAGCCGGCACUCGGCAAGAGGAAAUCCCAGAUUCAGGAAUAUAUCGACUACUAUGGAGGGGCCGGAGUCCAGCACAUUGCGCUGAACACCUCCGACAUCAUCUCAGCGAUCACCAGCCUGAAGCAGCGAGGUGUGCACUUCAUGGACGUACCAUCCAGCUACUACCAGAUGCUGCGGGAGAGGCUGAAAACUGCCAAAAUCAAAGUGAAGGAGAACAUCGACAAGCUGGCGGAACUGAAAAUCCUGGUGGAUUUUGAUGAGAAAGGCUACUUGCUCCAGAUCUUCACGAAACCAGUUCAAGACAGACCCACAGUCUUUCUGGAGAUCAUCCAGCGGCAUAACCACCAGGGCUUCGGUGCCGGGAACUUCAAGUCUCUGUUUGAAGCGAUAGAAACGGAUCAAGACGCAAGAGGAAACCUGACCAUCCUGGAGCCCAACGGGGAGACCAAGUGCAUCUAG
This is a messenger RNA of Haliaeetus leucocephalus (bald eagle), 1206 nucleotides long. RefSeq names its product 4-hydroxyphenylpyruvate dioxygenase (gene HPD). The record is from RefSeq and is a predicted model, not a curated record. The transcript has 14 exons. Gene Ontology annotation, biological process: L-tyrosine catabolic process. Gene Ontology annotation, cellular component: endoplasmic reticulum membrane; Golgi membrane. NCBI's taxonomy places the organism in Eukaryota, Metazoa, Chordata, Aves, Accipitriformes, Accipitridae. Bases 1 to 1206 code for a protein of 401 amino acids. Gene Ontology annotation, molecular function: 4-hydroxyphenylpyruvate dioxygenase activity.